Oryza sativa Japonica Group (Japanese rice) is the source of this 1443-nucleotide messenger RNA. Its product is annotated as putative disease resistance protein RGA4. Gene Ontology annotation, molecular function: ADP binding. NCBI's taxonomy places the organism in Eukaryota, Viridiplantae, Streptophyta, Magnoliopsida, Poales, Poaceae. The record is from RefSeq and is a predicted model, not a curated record.
AUGGAGGUGGUUGUAUCGGCUAUUGCAGGUGAUGUUGUUAAUCGAUUUAUAUCCUUCUUGAUCAAGAAGUAUGAGAGCCAGGAAAAUCUUGAAAGAAAGAUGGAAAGGCUUCAGAAUCUCUUGCUCAAAGUUCACAUGAUUGUCGAGGAGGCUGAGGGGCGGCACAUCACUAACUCCAAGAUGCUACUUCAGUUCAAGAAGAUUGUAGAUGCCAUGUACCAAGGCUACCAUGUCCUAGACAUCAUCAAGAAUAGCAUCCUUUGCAAGUCAAGACCUGAAGAGCAGGUUAGCAGUGCCAAUACUAUUUCAGCCCCUACAUGUUAUGUUAAUCCUUUCCGUACUUCACAAAGCUCUACCAUUAGACAUGAUCAGCUAAAAAGCACACUGGAUAGUUUAGAAACAAUUGUUUCUAGUAUGACAGAGUUUGUCUAUCUUCUUGGUGGAUGUGAACGCAUGUCUCCUAGACCCUACGACACGUAUCUUUACUUUGAUAACUUCAUGUUUGGCCGGCAAGUGGAAAAGCAGCAAGUCAUCAAUAUCUUACUGCAAGAGAAUCUUCCACCUUUUGCUCCAACUGUUCUCCCGAUCAUUGGCCCUAGUAGAGUCGGUAAGAGAACUCUAGUUGCGCACGUAUGCAACAAUGAGAUAGUUCGAUCACACUUCUCGUCAAUCUUGCACUUGAAUGGUGAAAAUAUCAUGAAAAUGGAGUGUGAAACUUUCACUGAAAGGAGGGAUUUGGUUGUGGUUGAGUUUACAGCAGAUACGGAUGAUGACAAUUGGAAGAAAUUUUAUGCAUCGUGCACAAAUAUGGGCAGAGGAAGCAAGAUUAUAAUUGUAAGUAGGAUUGAGAAGAUAUCAAGGUUUGGAACAGUACGGCCAAUUCAUCUAAAUAGUUUGUCACAUGAGGAGUAUAGUUACCUCUUCAAGGUACUCGCAUUUGGAAGCACUAACCCAGAGGAGCAUCCUCAAUUGGUAUCUAUAGCAAAUGAGCUAACAGUAUUGCUCGGUGGCUCAUUCAUCACAGCAAACGUGUUCGCAGAUAUUUUCAGAAAGAAUCAAAAUGUUCACUUAUGGCUCCAUGUCUUAAAAAAAUAUAGAAAUACGGUGCUGAAAAAUUUCUCAGAGUUCAGUGAACACCCUAAGCUUCUUUUGGAGAAAGAACAUCUUAUAGAUAUAACCAAACUUGCAUCGUCAUCCUCUCCACUUCGUCUUAUGCCUCCUCAUUGUGAAGGCUAUGGGUCGAAGAGGAGGUUAACCAAGGUGAUGUUCAGUGACCUGAUAGCUGACUCCAUUGUUGUACCAAAGGAGGACUUUGAGUUAGUCGCAUGGGAAUCACGGAUACCCCCUUAUAGAAGGUUUGUAAACAUUGUUUUGUAUUGUGAUGAUGAGAAGAAUUUUCAGCAUGCGGACUCACUUCACAAGAAGCGUCAAAAAAAUACAUAA